AUGAAUCCGCCAAAGGAUGUGUGGCAGCAAUCCUUCACCCUGCUCUACUCCAAUGGCACGCAGUUCCAUGCCUCCAUCGCCGAUCUUGAAUGGGCCCGCAAGUUUGGCAUCAAACUUAGCAUCAACUAUGGCAGCCAGAUCGGAGCUUCGCUCGUCCUACUCAUCGUUCUUCUUCUCCUCACCAAGCAAGAGAAACGUCGCUCUAUUAUCUUCAUCAUGAACGCCCUUUGCCUUACCGUCAACAUAAUCCGCACAACUCUUCAGGCCUGCUUCCUUACCAGCGAAUACUUCAACCCCUACACCUUCCUCUCUCAAGACUACUCACGGAUUACGCCUGCCGACAAAACCACCACUAUUGCUGCCAACACCUUGAAUAUCAUCUUAGUCGUCUUCGUCAUGAUCUCUUUGAGUCUGCAGGUGUGGGUAGUCUGCUUCACCACCCCCAAGGUUCAGCGCUUCUGGAUCAUGUUUGGGACUACCCUGUGUGCCUUGCUUGCUGUCGGAUGGCGGUUCGCGGUUACGAUUGUUAGCAAUGAAGAGACCAUGGUGAACGGAAGUAUGGAGAAUUGGGGUUGGCUCAUUGACGCGCAGUACAUCACCCUGGCGAUAGCCAUCUGGGCCUAUUGUGCCAUCUUCACCUUCAAGCUUGGCUAUGCUUUGGUGCAGCGAAGGAGGCUGGGAAUGACCCAGUUCGGUCCAAUGCAGAUUAUUUUCAUCAUGGGAUGCCAGACCAUGAUCCUUCCAGCGGUAUUCUCCAUCCUCGAGUUCUACGAACGAAUCCCGGAACUUGGCUCCCAAACGCUCACCAUCGUCUGCAUCUUCUUGCCUCUCUCCGCCAUCUGGGCCGGCGUUGUGGCUAGUGAACCAAACAUCGGAGCCAGUGGCGUUGAUGCCCAUCAACGUCUGCUUGGAGGACAAUUCGGCCGCUCGUUGGAUGGAUCCAGCGUCAAUCACAGCAAGUUCGGUGGUGGCGAAAGUACCUUCACCGACAAUAGCAUGCAUACGAAUAGCAUGAAGGACCCUAAUAGCCCUACCACUCCUACUUUACCAUAUAAAGAGAAGGAUACGAUGCGCGACGCACGCAUCCACGUCCAUCGAGAGUGGAGCGUCAAGGGGGGUCCUGCCACCAACCGAGUCUAA
Molecule: messenger RNA, 1140 nt
Organism: Lindgomyces ingoldianus
Lineage: Eukaryota; Fungi; Ascomycota; Dothideomycetes; Pleosporales; Lindgomycetaceae
Exons: 2
Coding region: 1-1140 (379 amino acids)
Biological process (GO): G protein-coupled receptor signaling pathway
Cellular component (GO): G protein-coupled receptor homodimeric complex; membrane
Molecular function (GO): pheromone binding; mating-type factor pheromone receptor activity
Source: RefSeq, a predicted model, not a curated record